AUGAGGAGUUGGACUGCCAGCAUGGACAGUGAAACCAUGAGUGGAAGCAGUGGCUGCACAAGCUGCCUAAACUUGAUGUUGGUUCUGAUUGUUAGAGCAACACAACUGGAGGAAGAGGAAGGAUGUACUGAUGAUGUCACACUUUUUGAAUACACAUCAGAGAAUGUUUUUGUACCACUUACAGUUGGUGGUGGUAUCAAAGAUUUCACUGAUGCAAAUGGAAGGUACUAUUCUAGUAUGGAGGUGGCUUCAGAAUAUUUCAGAUCUGGUGCGGAUAAGAUAUCUAUCGGGAGUGAUGUUGUUUAUAUUGCAGAAGAUUAUCUAAAAACAGGAGUAGGCAACUGA
Molecule: messenger RNA, 345 nt
Organism: Lactuca saligna
Lineage: Eukaryota; Viridiplantae; Streptophyta; Magnoliopsida; Asterales; Asteraceae
Source: the annotation of a GenBank genome assembly